CACAAUGGAACACAAAAGUUGUCUUGCAUUCUCAGUUUCUUCCAAAGUCUGUCAGUUGAACUAAAAAGAACAGCUUCUGCAAAUGAAAAUUUCUCUUGCCCUUAAACAAAACAUUCUCAACAAAGGAAGCAAAAGAUGCAAACAAAAUUGCUAAUAUUAGAUGAUCUGGACACCAAUCACAUCCUUUUCUAAUCACUGAACACACCAUUCUGAACAAUCAUUGGUGAAUAUUGCAUAGUCAAUCCCACAAUGCUUCAAGAUACCCAAAUGAUAACUCUUGGCUCUACCCAUUUGCGGCAGAUGAAGCAAACAGAGAAAAAAACCAAUUUUGAUGAGGCCAGCCAAAGAAAAGACAACUGGAGAAGAUCCAAGAAAAUCUUCCUCCCCAAGGAAAUGGUUACACAAACCAGACACCUAGAGUCCCAAAAGGGUCUUCCAAACCACUCAAUUAUUUGACUAUGGCCUUCACAGCUAGGAGACAUAUCCAUUCCGAGCCAGCAGCACAGAAACUCAGCCAAUGAGACACUAUUCGAAAGCAGUACUUCCCAAGAACUUCCACGUUAAUCAUGACCAACGUUCCCCUACUCCUCAAAUCGGCUAAACAACGCUCAAAGAAAUUCAGGAAACUAUGCGGGAGCUUUCUCAAAUUGGUCGAUCCUAAUCUAGCAAUAGAUUCGUCUAUGAGCAUGAAUCAAACCCAACUCAAAAGACGCCGAAGCCUCAAUUCUUUUCCAUACCAACCAAAGGAAUCGCAGCAAUUAAAUAACCAUAUAAUCAGAACUCGAGCUAAGAAAACCAGACGCGACAAAACGAAUGCAACAAAAGAAAAGGGGAGAGGGGGGAAAAAGAAAAAGGCCAAUCUAACCCGAAAGAUGAAUUUGUCGAGGAGGAACCUAGCGCCGCAGAGGCACACCGCGAAGCAAACAGCGGUGACGGAAUGCCAGGGUUCCGGCGGCCCAAUGUCGCGGCUCCAGAUCCCGACGGCGUCCAUGGAGACAAAAAAAAAAAGCCUUGGAAAGAAGAAAGAGUACGUAGGACGAGAUUCCGGUACGGAUAAAAGGGUGAGCUCCCCUGCUCAGCAGCGCGGUGCGGUUGUGUUCACCGCCGGAUCGAAGCGGCCGGAGGAGAAAUGUCUGCCAUCAUUGGAUGGAAAAAGGCGCCAAGUCAGGGAGAGAUCUCAGCGGCACACAAAAAAGAAUUAGCAGACGAAGGAAUAUACGCAAAAUUUUUAUGGUUUAUUUUGCUUGCUUGGGUUCCCCAUUUUUGCUCCAGCUACUUUGUUAUUUAUUCGAGCCACCUAAAUUCGCUUCAAAAUCUGGACCAAUGUUUUCAGGAAUUAAAAAGAAAUAAAAUUACCGGGUUUUCUUUCAUGGGCGCGUCCCGUUUAACUAUAAUCUAUGGAUCUAUGGGAGUAGUUAGCUUGACUACCCCAUGGAGGGGACUGAUUUUCGACACCCCCAUCCACAACCGUCUAUCUAAAUUAGUGGUAAUGUAGGGUGAGGAUUGAGCAGCCUUUUUUGUGCAUAAAAUUCUUCAUUAGUUGGCGUCACCCACGUUGGAAAGGGGAAGAAAUUUGGGGACUGGGAAAAAACGAUUUGACUUUCCCCUUUUGAUUAUUUCCCCUUUCGUCUCUCCCACCAGACGACCAACCCUCCUCCUUCCAUCACCAGCAGCCGGCCAUCUUCGACCUUCUUCGGCGACAACAAUGGAGGUUGUUCCUUCCACCGAUCGAGAAUCAACUUGCCAACCAACUCCUUUCCUCUUCCCUUUUGCUCUAUUUCCGUCAACCACCUUCCAUCGGCGACACGACUUCGAAGAACUAACGAUUUCAUGGAACUAGUCUCCGUCCUCCCGAAAUCGACAGUAGGUGUUGGGUUUUACUCCCUUACAUUUUCCUAUUUCUACUCUUCUUUAUAUAUUUUUUUAGGUCUUUCUUCUGACUACCCUCCUCACCUUCUCGGCGAAGAUGACGGCCUCCUCCCCUUUCCGACGACGACGAAGAAUCUGAGGUAGCUCUCUCUCCCAAACCCAGAUCUGGUGAGACUCUACUGUCAAGUUUUUGACAGUAGAGUCGAGACAAGUUGGCGACAGGCACACGUGUGGUAUUAGUACUAGUUCAAUGAUAUUUUCAUUACCCAGAUAUGUGUCUUUGAGUUUCUAGGUCUGGAUUUUUUCAUGUGGUAUUAGUACCAGUGUACUGGUAUUGAUACCGGUGUAAUGUUACCACUGCAAUGGUAGUUCUACCACUGUCUGAGUUUCUGUUGAACGUUAUCAUUUAUAAGCUUUUUAUUCUCGUGGUGUUUGUAACAGUGAAGUGACAUGUCUUACCGGUGUAGUGGUACUUUUUUGCAGGUGCUUGGAGGGAGCCAGCAGGUGCAAAGAUGUAUUGGUAAUUCUACCACUACAGUGAUAGUUGUCUUACUUAUCGAACUCGUAUUUCUAUAAAAUCUUUAUUGUGGCUAAUAUUUGUACCACUUUCAGUGGUAGUUCUGUUUCCAAUUAGUUGAAGGUGUGUCUGUCACCGAAGUGGUAUAUAAUGUUUUUUAUGGCUAGUAAAAGUACCACUCCAAUGACAGUUUUGAGUUGUCUUACUUAUCGCUAGUUGUUUAUGGCUAGUUGUCUUGCUUAUCGCUCUCGCAUUUCUAUCACUUCAAUGAUAUUUCUGAUUAUUGUCUUCCUACCCAAUGACCUCAGGAAUGGCCAUGACGAAGAGGAAACGGUAAAAAUUGAGAUAGGCCAAGCUCCUGCCUCGAGUGCGGGUACCAACAAAAAAUGGCAUCGUGAGAGCCAGUAUAAGCAACACAAGCAACUCAAUAUACCAAUACUCAUACUUACUUGAUCAUGAAAUAUAAUUCUGGCACAAGCAACACAAUAAACAUUUCAAUCAGUCAACAAAAUAGGAACUUUCCAUUAGUAGCCAAAAACUGUGAUCCAAAAUGGGUUGCAAAAUUAGGGAAAUGCCAACAACAAUGCCAAAAGCAAUAAAUUAUCCCUCGAAUG
Molecule: messenger RNA, 3000 nt
Organism: Linum trigynum
Lineage: Eukaryota; Viridiplantae; Streptophyta; Magnoliopsida; Malpighiales; Linaceae
Source: the annotation of a GenBank genome assembly